Messenger RNA from Gigantopelta aegis, 1550 nucleotides. RefSeq names its product dnaJ homolog subfamily B member 11-like. The transcript is spliced from 10 exons. Gene Ontology annotation, cellular component: endoplasmic reticulum. Gene Ontology annotation, biological process: protein maturation; protein folding. Gene Ontology annotation, molecular function: misfolded protein binding. Lineage: Eukaryota; Metazoa; Mollusca; Gastropoda; Neomphalida; Peltospiridae. The record is from RefSeq and is a predicted model, not a curated record. The coding region runs from base 1 to 1074 and encodes 357 amino acids.
AUGGCGUCGCCGGUGGCUUGGUGUCUGCUUUUGUCGAACGUUUUAUUACUUUUUGUCCAAGUCUUCGGCGGCCGAGAUUUCUACAAAAUUCUUGGUGUGCCAAGGUCAGCGACAACUAAUCAAAUUAAGAAGGCAUACAGAAAAUUGGCGAAAGAGCUGCACCCAGAUAAGAACCAGGGUGAUCCAGAGGCAGAACAGCAGUUUCAGGAUCUUGGUGCAGCGUACGAGGUGCUUUCGGAUAGCGAUAAAAGGAAGGUGUAUGAUAAACACGGUGAAGAAGGACUGAAGAAAGGAGAUACGUCUGGUGAUCCCUUCUCUAGUUUCUUUGGUGAUUUUGGCUUCAAUUUUGGUUUUGGCAGUAACGAGAAGGAUAAUGAGGUUCCGCGGGGUGGUGACGUUGUCAUGGAUCUCGACGUGACGCUGGAGGAACUCUAUAUCGGGAACUUCGUCGAGGUUGUACGUUAUAAACCUGUAGCAGUGCCGGCGAAGGGAACACGGAAGUGUAACUGUCGGAUGGAAAUGGUUACCCAGCAACUGGGCCCCGGACAAUUCCAGAUGAUGCAACAGCAAGUGUGUGAUGAGUGUCCCAAUGUGAAAUUUGUACCAGAAGAAAAACUUUUAGAAAUAGAAAUAGAAGCGGGCAUGCGAGAUGGCCAAGAGUAUCCAUUCGUAGCUGAAGGUGAACCACACAUUGAUGGGGAGCCCGGUGAUUUGAGAUUUAAAAUCAAACAGAUCAAACAUCCACGUUUUGAGCGCCGUGGGGAUGAUCUGUACACCAAUGUGACGAUACCACUGCAAGACGCUUUGACGGGUUUCGAAAUGGAUAUAAAACAUCUAGAUCAACACAAGGUGCAUAUUGUAAGAGAUAAGAUAACCUGGCCAGGAGCACGAAUGCGCAAAAGUAACGAAGGAAUGCCUAACUACGAAAACAACAAUGUCAGGGGCUCCCUCUAUAUAACCUUCGAUAUAGACUUUCCAAAGGGAACUCUUACAGAAGAAGAUAAAGAAGGUUUGAAACAAAUACUGAAGAUGGAAUCAAAAAGAACGGUUUAUAAUGGCCUCCAGGGGUUUUGAUGAUCACUGUGUGUUAGCGUAUUGGGGAACAAUGCUGUCAUCAUUUUCUGGUUUCUGAAUGUCGGGCAAUAAUCAUUCCGGGAUGUGUGUUUUUCACUUCAUGUGUGUUGCGAUUUGAUUUUUUUUUUUUUUUGGUGAAACUUAUGAACAACUAUCUGUGUCAAUAAUGGACAUUUUGGCCCUUAGUCCUGAAAUUAUAACAUGGAACUUCAUGGAAUACCAAGAGAAAAAAUAAAAUAAACAUUAAUUAAAAUUAAGUAGAAAUAAAAAACAAACAAAUGUUGCACUGACUUUCCCUGACCAUAUUGAAUUAACAUGGUCUAGCCCAAUAUAAAGACUUAUCUCAGGAAUGCUAAAGUUUUGUUUGUUUAACGACACCACUAGAGCACAUUGAUUUAUUAUUCAUCGACUAUUGGAUGUCAAACUAUUGGCAGUUUUGACAUAUAGUUUUAUAAAGGAAAUCCGCUACAUUUUUU